Molecule: messenger RNA, 745 nt
Organism: Ceratina calcarata
Lineage: Eukaryota; Metazoa; Arthropoda; Insecta; Hymenoptera; Apidae
Gene: EMC6
Product: ER membrane protein complex subunit 6
Exons: 5
Coding region: 215-556 (113 amino acids)
Biological process (GO): autophagosome assembly; protein folding in endoplasmic reticulum
Cellular component (GO): endoplasmic reticulum; membrane; EMC complex
Source: RefSeq, a predicted model, not a curated record
CAGAGCUUUGCACUGCUUUGCAAUAGUUUUCGUAUACAGAAUUUAGAGCUUCAUAUGCACAAAAGCGUGACGGGCAGAAUCGAAGAGACUGCGUACUGCAAUACUUAGUUUACACUCUCCGCCGUGUAGUUGGCGUUUGGCAUGUGCUGUCAUCCGCACCGAAGGUGUUAAAUUUUAUAAAUCCGUCUCUAGCGAUAUUAAAAAAAGUCCAACAAUGUUGGGGAAAAUCAAAACGAAACAAGAGAAAGGAGAAAUAAUCGCAUAUAGUGAAGCAGCAGUUGUAAACAAUGCUGCAGUAGUGGAAUAUUGUAGGAUAUCAAUGGCAGCAUUAUCAGGUGGCACAGCUGGGUUAUUAGGAUUAACUGGACUCUGUGGCUUUGGCUUCUAUAUUUUUGCAGUAUUUGGAUUAUGGGCGAUGCUAUUACUAAAAGCUGGUGGUCAAUGGAAAAAAUAUUUUAUAAGUAGACGGAACCUCUUAACUAAUGGAUUUUUCGGAGGCCUUUUUACGUAUGUACUGUUCUGGACAUUUUUAUAUGGUAUGGUGCACGUAUACUGAUUAAAAGGAUAUUUAGAUUUAAGGAUUUAUAUAUAUUUUUUAACUAAAUAUGUCGUUAACUAAUUAAAUAUAUCACAAUCGAUUGCCAGUUACUGGUCAGAGUAAUAAUAUUGUUAUGAAGCACUAUGCGAUUUAUUGUAUAUGUCUGUACAUGUGACACUUUCAAAAAUACAUUUAUUUCAUCUGUUC